Cylindrotheca closterium is the source of this 423-nucleotide messenger RNA. The record is from the annotation of a GenBank genome assembly. Lineage: Eukaryota; Bacillariophyta; Bacillariophyceae; Bacillariales; Bacillariaceae.
AUGCAUCGUUCGAAAGAAGAAUUCAAAACCUUCCUAGAAGCUGUACGUGAUGAGGCCUCUUGGGCACGGUCCCUUGGGGCAAAAGAAUUGCAGCAAACCGACCAUUUGCGGGGAUUGGAAAUGAUGCUGGACAAUGACGCCGUCAUGGAACGAAAUAAGCACAAGUUCCUCGGUCAGCUAGCCGUUUUCAUGGAGCAAGAUCGGCAGUUUCUCGAAGACGGUUCCAUUACUCCCAAGGAUUUCGAUUCCAUGGCACAACGCUACGGUGAAAUCACCAAGCGCAGCAAAGAGCUUGCACGCAAACGAGCCAUCUUGUACCAAGAGAUGGAAAAGCGUGAAACCAAGGUGGACACACGAGUCCCUAUGCCUACCGUCGCUUUGGCACCAAGGCCACGACGCUCGAUGGGCCCGUCGGCUGCCUAA